Messenger RNA from Lodderomyces jiufengensis, 447 nucleotides. RefSeq names its product U4/U6-U5 snRNP complex subunit. The record is from RefSeq and is a predicted model, not a curated record. Gene Ontology annotation, cellular component: U5 snRNP; spliceosomal complex; U4/U6 x U5 tri-snRNP complex. Gene Ontology annotation, biological process: mRNA splicing, via spliceosome. The transcript has a single exon. The coding region runs from base 1 to 447 and encodes 148 amino acids. Lineage: Eukaryota; Fungi; Ascomycota; Pichiomycetes; Serinales; Debaryomycetaceae.
AUGGGAUCAGUAUUUCUACCUAAUUUAAGAACAGGAUGGCAUGUAGAUCAAGCAAUAUUAUCAGAAGAUGAUAGAGUAGUGAUAAUAAGAUUUGGAAGAGAAGAAGAAAAUCAAUGUAUGAUAAUUGAUGAAAUACUAUAUAAGAUCUCAGAAAAGAUUAAAAAUUUUGCUGUUACAUAUUUAGUAAAUUUGGACGUUGUUAAAGAUUUUAAUAUAAUGUAUGAACUAGAUCAGAAUAAAUUAGAACCUUAUACCAUAAUGUUUUUUUAUAGGAAUAAACAUAUUUUGGUGGAUUUUGGGACGGGAAAUAAUAAUAAAUUAAAUUUUCCAAUUUAUGAUAAACAAGAACUUAUUGAUAUUAUUGAAACUGUUUAUCGUGGAGCUAGAAAAGGUAAAGGGUUGGUUAUAAGUCCUAAAGAUUAUAGUAGAGUUGCUAAAAAUAUAUAG